Messenger RNA from Quercus lobata, 1529 nucleotides. RefSeq lists its product as uncharacterized. The coding region runs from base 343 to 1134 and encodes 263 amino acids. The record is from RefSeq and is a predicted model, not a curated record. Gene Ontology annotation, cellular component: tRNA-intron endonuclease complex. The transcript has 8 exons. Lineage: Eukaryota; Viridiplantae; Streptophyta; Magnoliopsida; Fagales; Fagaceae. Gene Ontology annotation, biological process: tRNA-type intron splice site recognition and cleavage.
GAGAAAAGAUACCCUUUGCAGUUAAAAGAGAGAGAGAGAGAGAGAGAGAGAGAGAGAGAGAGAGAGAAAAGAUUGCGUCUCCGCCCUUUGCAGACCGCUUUGGAUUCAUUCCUUAGACUGGAACAGAAGAAGCUAGAGCCACUACCAACAAACAAGUAAAAGAAAGGAGUUGAACAGUUGGCAUUCAAAGUGAUUUGAGGCUGUACCAUGGUCUGUUUUGGAUUCAUUCCUUAGACUGGAACAGAAGAAGCUAGAGCCACUACCAACAAACAAGUAAAAGAAAGGAGUUGAACAGUUGGCAUUCAAAGUGAUUUGAGGCUGUACCGAGGUCUGUUUUGCAUAAUGGAGGCUGUGGAUUGGGAAAAUUCUUCGGGAGGGUCAAGUGAUACUGAGGCCUAUUUGCAAGAUAAAAAAUAUGAGGAUGAUGAGGAACUCCAUUUUACAUCUGGGUUUAUAUCCAAGUUGCAGUUUAGGAAAGAUAAAUCCAGGGCUCAUUGGAUUAACGAAAUCGGAAUGGCUGAGGUUGUUGAAAACAAGGGUAAACUGUGGAGGACAAUGGGAGUAGUUCGUAGUGGCAAGAUUUAUUACUCAAUUGAGGAAACUUUGUUUUUGAUGGAAAUAGGCGCAUUGCUUCUCUUGGAUGACAAUGGUACAAGUCUUUCAUUAAAUGAUGUUUAUGCAAAGGUUUGUGGAGGCUCUUGGGAGCUAUUUGAGGUUUAUAGGCACUUGAAAUCUCUUGGUUACAUCGUUGGGCAGCAUGGCAUUGCUUGGUCUAUUAAGGAUGCUAAGAGUAACCGUCAAUCUGUUUCUCUUCAAUGCUCUCCACAAAGCAGUGAAGUGGUAGACUUAGAAUCAGAAGAUGAGAGUUCCAUUGUUGGACCAUUUAAUUAUAUGCACGUUAAUGAAGCAAGGCCAGUUUUUGAUGUCUAUCUCCCAAAUAGCAAGUUUAGAAAAUCUUCUCCAGGUGAUCCCAGCUUUGUGAUCUGCUUAACUAGGGGUGAUCUACCAUCCAUAGCAGAUAUUGAAGUCCUUGAGAGGCAAUGUGGGGCCAUUCCUUUGCGGUUUUGCCAUGUAGAGUUUGGACGGGUCAGUUUCUUUUCCUUUGAUGAAGUGGAGCUUCCUAUCCUACCCUGACUCUUUGGAGUGGACAAAACCAGGAUAUCAAGGUCUUGUAGCUUUUCUAUCUCUCAGGUUUAGAGGAAAAGUUCAGUUUCAGUGAGUGGUAGCUUUUGAGCUUACAAGGUCGGACGAGACACGCUGCCGUUGUGGUAGAGAAGAAUAAGUUGAAGGAAAUGAGAGGCCGGUAAGAGAGUAAGGGGUAGAGAUUUCUUUUCAAUUUUGUAAUACUUUAAUAAAAAGAAAUGUAAAUAAAUAAAUAACGUCGGCUGCAGGUAACAAAAAAAAAGCUAAUUAUACUUAUUUUUGAAUUAUGAAAACCUCUUUCCACUGAUAUCAUCCGAACUCAAUCAAUUAGAUUAUAGUGUCUUACAUGGCCUCAAUUUUCUAAGCUGUGGCACUACUUUCUAUCA